AUGGAACAAUUCGAAUUUACUUGGUCAGUUACUUAUAAAAAAUUUCUUAAAAUAAAAUCAAACGAAAUAUUAACUAGUCCAAUAUAUCAACAUACAAAAACAAAUUCAAAAUGGUUAUUACAAUUAAUACCACGAAAUGAUGCUUAUUCACAGAGAAGUAUUGGUCUAUAUGUUAAUUUGUAUGAUGGUGCACCACUCAAUGUGAAUUUUUAUUCAUUAUCUCUUUUAUCUCAUCCCAAACGUUCACCAAUAUUUACCAAUAAAUGUACAUUAACAAGACCAUUUUCUACAAACGGAUGUACAUGGGGAUUUGCUUGUUUUGUUAAUCGUUCAACAUUUAAAAAUGAAAAAAAAUUAAUUUGUGAUGAAUCCAGUUGCGUCUGUAUUCAAUGUUGUCUUAUCAUAGAACUUAAUCAAGUUGUGCUCGAUUAUAUACCCACCAGUUCAUCAUCGUCAUCACUCAUCGAACAAUUAUUAGAUUUAGCUAAAACGUCUAAAAAUAAUUUCAUUAUUUCAUUAUGUGAUGAUACUUUAUCAUCAGCCAAACUAUUCAAUGACAAAACGUUAGAUGAAUGGACGAUAUUAUUGAAACAUUGUGGGGAGAAUGUUAACCUUCCAAGAUUAUCAAAUAGAAUUAAUGAACAAUUAGAAUUAACACAGAAUACAGAUGUGCGUGAAGAUACACUAAAUAAUCAUUCUGUGCUUGUUUAA
Messenger RNA from Didymodactylos carnosus, 711 nucleotides. The record is from the annotation of a GenBank genome assembly. Lineage: Eukaryota; Metazoa; Rotifera; Eurotatoria; Philodinida; Philodinidae.